CUCGCGGGCCAUUCGUUUGACGUUUGGAGCCGCACCAAGGAAAACAGCGCCACUCCGUCGCCGACUCGAUCAGCACAAUUGAGUCUGCCUGGACUUGCUCACGUGCCAUGAUCAACAAGUUCUUUCUCCGCGGCCUCGGCUUCUUCAACGACGCGUACGACUUGUCCGUGAUCAACAUCGUCAACGUCAUCCUGGAACACCAGUUCACGAACAAAGUGUACGACGCCAGCAUGAAGUCGAACGUAUCGGCCGCGGCGCUCAUCGGUGCCGUGCUCGGCCAACUCGCGUUCGGGUUCUUGGGCGAUGUGUAUGGUCGCAAGAAUUGCAUGAUUGCUACAUGUGUGUUGCUCAUCGUGGGCGGCAUUCUGUGUACCGCUGCAUAUGGGGGGUCGUCCAUCAAUACGCUGUGGUUCUUGGUCAUUGCCCGCGGUUUGCUCGGGUUUGGAAUUGGCGGCGAAUACCCGCUGGCGGCCGCGUCGUCGUCGGAAGAUGCUACGUCGCCGCAAGACCGCAAUCGCCGAGUUGCGCUCACGUUUUCGCUGCAGGGGGUGGGCUUUGCGACGGCUUCCCUCAUGGGCCUCUUUAUGGUGAAUGUCCUCGAAGACAACGCGCACGACUUGGAAGUGAUGUGGCGCGUCUUGUUUGGGUUUGGCGUAUUGCCCGCGCUCUUCCUCGUGUACUUUCGCAUCACGGCGGAAGAAACGGAGGGAUACAAGAACAUGCUGGCGGGCGACGUCCACGUGGCCAAGGUUCGCUGGUCGUUCAUCCUGCGCCACUACGGCAAGAACUUGCUCGGGACGGCCGGCACGUGGUUCCUCUUUGACAUUGUUUUCUACGCGCAAAACUUGUUCAGUGCUAGCAUCUUGACCGUUGUCGGCGCCAAGAGCGACCUCAAGACGAUCGCGCUGCAAAACUUGCUGAUUGCGCUGGUCGCGCUCCCGGGGUACUACACGGCCGUGUGCUUCAUCAACAAGAUGGGCCGCAAGCUGAUCCAGCUGCAGGGGCUGGUUGUCAUGACCAUCAUCUUCCUCGUGCUCGCGGUCUGGUGGGAAGACAUCAAGCAGACGGCGUGGUUGUUUGUGAUUCUGUUUGGCUUGACCUUAUUCUUUUCCAACUUUGGGCCCAACAUGUCGACCUUUGUCAUGCCGACCGAGAUGUACCCGACCGCGAUCCGCAGCUCGUGCCACGGGUUCUCGGCCGCCAUGGGCAAAGCGGGCGCGUCCAUCGGGUCGUAUGGGUUUUCGCUGUGGGUGAAGAACCCGAGCUUUGGUUAUGCCGGCGCGUUCUACACGUUUGCCGCGAUUUCGCUCGCCACGAUCAUCUUGACGUGGUUCUGCAUGUUCGACAACAACGAAGGCAGCGAAGUGAUGGACGACGAGUUCAAGAACAAGCUCCUGGACGAAGACAAGGAAACGCGCGACUCGUUUGUCCAGAUGAAAGAUGUUCAGUUUGGAGCAUAGGCUAGCAGGUUCUAUUUAUGAAUGGGAGCAUUCGUCUCACGCAAUCGUGCUUGGCUCGCCUGGCACUGGAACGCGAUGGCGAUGUGCC
Molecule: messenger RNA, 1548 nt
Organism: Aphanomyces invadans
Lineage: Eukaryota; Oomycota; Saprolegniomycetes; Saprolegniales; Verrucalvaceae
Exons: 1
Coding region: 108-1460 (450 amino acids)
Biological process (GO): transmembrane transport; carboxylic acid transport
Cellular component (GO): plasma membrane
Molecular function (GO): carboxylic acid transmembrane transporter activity
Source: RefSeq, a predicted model, not a curated record